Molecule: messenger RNA, 615 nt
Organism: Ilex paraguariensis (yerba mate)
Lineage: Eukaryota; Viridiplantae; Streptophyta; Magnoliopsida; Aquifoliales; Aquifoliaceae
Source: the annotation of a GenBank genome assembly
AUGGAUGCGGCAGACUUGAGAGGUGUGGUGACAAGAAGAUCACUGACAAAGAGACUGCUUGAAGCUGAAACGAAAUCACUUAGUACACGAAAAUUUGGGAGGUUUGGAGGGAAGUUCGUGCCUGAAACACUGAUCACUUGUCUGAGCAAACUUGAAGCUGAAUUCAACUUGGUCUUUCGUGAUGACGAGUUCCAGGAAGAGCUGAAGACAGCACUGAGGGACUAUGUAGGACGGGAAACUCCACUAUACUUUGCUCACAGACUCACCAAUCAGUACAAGAAUAUUAAUGGAGAAGGACCUGAAAUUUAUAUAAAGAGAGAAGAUCUCAACCAUGGAGGAGCACACAAGAUCAACAAUGCCAUUGCACAAGCUAUGCUCGCCAAACGAAUGGGACGAAAAUGCGUCGUGGCGGCCACCGGUGCCGGCCAACAUGGUAUCGCAAUCGCCGCUGCCUCUGCUAAACUCUCUUUGGAGUGUUCCAUAUUCAUGGGUGAUAUAGACAUGGAGAGACAAUNUGAGUCGCGGCGGCCACCGGUGCCGGCCAACAUGGUAUCGCAAUCGCCGCUGCCUCUGCUAAACUCUCUUUGGAGUGUUCCAUAUUCAUGGGUGAUAUAG